UUUAGCCCGUUUUUAAUAUCCCAUAACCCAUGUUUGUAAAGUCUACACCAACAAGCCGAUUUAAUUUGCCCGUAUGCUCCUCAUCUCCAUCUCCACCACAUAAACUCCAUAACAAUCCAAAUUCAACCUCAUUCUCUUCUAGUGAUCUUCUUUUGUUCGAAACAGAAAGUAUGAUUUUACACUUACCUUGUACAACUCUUUAUCAAACACCAUUACUAUCCAAUCCUAGAAAUCUUCAACAAUUAGCUAAAACCCAAACCAGUUUUUCACCAGCCAACAAGUUGUCCAUUGCAAGAAAGCUUGUAACAAGAGGAUGCAGCAAUAGCCAAGGUGGUGAAGGAGAGAAGAAGACAGAAAGAAGAAGUUUCCUAUCUCUAGAAGAGGCUGGUUUGGUUGAAAUAUCUGGUUUAAGCUCUCAUGAAAAGUUCCUAUGUCGAUUAACGAUAUCAUCAUUGAAUCUACUAAGAGUGAUAUCAGAACAGGAAGGAUGUUCAAUUGAAGAGAUGAAUGCUGGAAGGGUAUGUGAUUGGUUUGUGAAAGAUAAACUGAAAAGAGAACAAAACAUAGAUUCUGCAGUCCUUCAAUGGGAUGAAUCUGAAUUUCCCUUUUAGAUGGACUUAGAUUAUAUAAUUCUUAUAAAACUUUUUUAGCUUAACUGUGAAUUUUCAUUCAAAAGUUUUUGGGUCAUAUCAUAGUCGAUCAAAUAAUUGUAUGUUGUUUUAGUACCAUUUGAAUUUGAACUGGUAUUGUUGAAUUAAAUUAACUUUGCUCAUCAAAUAUAUAUUAAUAGAGAUUUUGUGGGUAAAAGAA
Molecule: messenger RNA, 810 nt
Organism: Gossypium raimondii (Peruvian cotton)
Lineage: Eukaryota; Viridiplantae; Streptophyta; Magnoliopsida; Malvales; Malvaceae
Exons: 2
Coding region: 30-611 (193 amino acids)
Source: RefSeq, a predicted model, not a curated record